Messenger RNA from Nematolebias whitei (Rio pearlfish), 1320 nucleotides. It is a transcript of the gene aass, whose product is annotated as aminoadipate-semialdehyde synthase. Gene Ontology annotation, cellular component: cytoplasm. Gene Ontology annotation, molecular function: saccharopine dehydrogenase activity. The record is from RefSeq and is a predicted model, not a curated record. NCBI's taxonomy places the organism in Eukaryota, Metazoa, Chordata, Actinopteri, Cyprinodontiformes, Rivulidae.
GUUAGGCGUGCGCGCGGGUCACGCACAGUGUGAAGUAGCAGCUGUCCCGUGUGCUCCGUGUGUGGCUCGUGUGAACCGUAGCAGCGUUUCUGAGCUCACAGGUGGAAAGAAAGAGUUCCUGAAGUUCUACAUGAAGGCAGGGGCGGUUAUUCAGGAGGAUAUUUCAGAGGCAACGCUAAUUAUUGGAGUAAAGAGACCGCCAGAAGACAAAGUUAUACCCAGGAAGACCUAUGCCUUUUUCUCCCACACCAUCAAAGCUCAAGAAGCCAACAUGGGUCUUCUGGAUGAUCUGCUAAAAAAGGAGGUUCGUCUGAUUGACUAUGAGAAGAUGGUUGAUGCUAAUGGUUAUCGAAUCGUGGCGUUUGGUCAGUGGGCAGGUGUUGCAGGAAUGAUCAACAGUCUGCAUGGAUUGGGGCUCCGCUUCUUGGCUCUCGGCCAUCACACUCCCUUCAUGCAUAUUGGCAUGGCACAUAACUACAGGAACGUCAGCCAGGCCAUCCAAGCAGUGAGGGAUUGUGGAUAUGAGAUUUCUAUAGGGCUCAUGCCCAAAUCCAUCGGUCCCGUCACAUUCUGUUUCACCGGAACAGGAAAUGUCUCCAAGGGAGCCCAAGACAUCAUCAAUGAACUUCCUGUUGAAUAUGUUGAACCUCACGAGUUAAAGGACGUCUCUGAAACAGGAGAUAUGACCAAAGUGUAUGCCACGGUUCUGAGCCGACGCCACCACUUGGUGAGGAAGAGCGACGGCAUCUACGACCCCAUGGAGUACGAGAACCACCCAGAACUGUACACGUCUCACUUCAGGACAAGUGUGGCACCUUACACAACGUGUCUGAUAAACGGCAUUUACUGGGACCCUCAGACCCCUCGGCUCCUCAGACGACUGGAUGCUCAGAGGCUCAUGAGACCACCCAAAACCUUAUCUGUUCACAAUGAAGGCUCUCCUGCACUGCCUCACAAGCUUCUGGCCAUCUGUGACAUAUCUGCUGACACCGGAGGCUCCAUAGAGUUUAUGAACGAGUGCACCACCAUUGAUAAGCCAUUCUGCAUGUACGAUGCCGACCAGCACAUUGAUCAUGACAGUGUGGAGGGGAACGGGAUCCUCAUGUGCUCCAUUGACAACCUUCCUGCUCAGCUCCCCAUUGAAGCCACAGAGUAUUUUGGAGACAGACUCUUCCCCUACAUUUGGGAGAUGCUGCUUUCAGAUGCCACAAGACCAAUGGAGGAAGAAGAGUUUAGUCCCCAAGUCAGAGAUGCUGUCAUCACCUCUAAUGGGGUAUUAACCCCAAAGUUCGAGUACAUUGAAAAGCUUCGAGAGAAACG